AUGAUGGAAUGGGCAUGGGACGGUUAUGCAAAAUAUGCUUGGGGCGAUAAUGAAGUAAAACCGGUCAGCAAACUUCCUCACAGAUCAUCUGUUUUUGGCGGUGGCAAGUUUGGUACGUUGGCUACAGUUUGUUUGUCUGUGAGAGUUGUGUCACUUUUAACGGUAAACCCUUUAUAUGAUCAGCAUAUAAUUCUUUUGGAAAUGUUAUUAGAUUUCAUUAUGCAAAUGCCUGCUGUUCAUCAGUGUGGUGCAACGAUUGUUGAUUCGCUUGACACCCUGUAUAUAAUGGGUCUGCAAAGUCGCUUUGAAAAGGCUACGGAAUGGGUCCAAACGUCGUUGGAUCUCAGUCGUGCAGGCAGCACUUUGUCCGUUUUUGAAACCACCAUCCGCUACAUUGGAGGAUUGCUGUCAGCUUACGCCCUGAGUAACAACCAGAUGUUUGUCGAGAAGGCAGUUGCUAUAGCGGAUCUGCUUCUUCCAGCCUUCAACACACCUACCGGCAUACCAUAUGGAUAUCUUGAUGUCAUAAGAAAAACCGGAAAAAGCGCUAGUUGGGCUACAGGAGGAUCGUCCAUACUGUCAGAGUUUGGAACCCUCCACAUGGAAUUCGAAUAUCUGUCAUACGUCACAAAGAACCCUAUUUAUUAUGAAAAGGUAAUCAACAGUAUAUCACUCAUUGCGCCAACCAAACUGCACACACAAUAUCAUUCACUGGUUCUUGUUCCGCUCAUUCCGUCACCCCUUUAUUUGUUCCUACAUGUCUGUUGGUAAAC
Messenger RNA from Soboliphyme baturini, 773 nucleotides. Lineage: Eukaryota; Metazoa; Nematoda; Enoplea; Dioctophymatida; Soboliphymatidae. The record is from the annotation of a GenBank genome assembly.